Molecule: messenger RNA, 2774 nt
Organism: Chaetomium strumarium
Lineage: Eukaryota; Fungi; Ascomycota; Sordariomycetes; Sordariales; Chaetomiaceae
Exons: 2
Coding region: 82-2532 (816 amino acids)
Source: RefSeq, a predicted model, not a curated record
CCGACAGUGAAGAGUUGGCGGCCCGACGGCCUAUUCUCUGGAGGGGAACAGUCAUUGGGGUAGACUCCGUGUGGUCCGGACAUGGCGCCGACGAACGAUAAGCCUAGCGACCUGGAGCAGAGGGUGUCGACAAGGACUUCGGUACGGAUAUCCCUGGGGUCCCUGGAUGAAGACUAUGAGCUCGCCGCCGGGGGCAUGGUCGCCGAUGGGUUUCGGCCAACGUAUGCAACGAACGGGACGGAACCAUCUACACCCUCCCUCGCCUCGGGCUCAUCCACCAUCGUUGGCGAGGACAGCCCGGGGCCAACGUCGCGGGCCGCCCAACGCCCGAGUACGCCCAAAUUCCAGCUAGUUCUGAACUCGUCGUCGCGCCAGGAGCAUACAAGAUUGACGCGGCAAGCGACAAACUCGACCGAGUCGACCGUGUACCACCCCUCCGACAGCCCAUACCAAGGGCCGUCCGCGCCAUCGCAUCCCUACCAGAUGUAUCCGCAGAAUGUGAGGCUCGCGCGAACAUUGAGCACGACAACGACAAUAACGACAACAGCCUCGGUUUCAUCGUAUAGCGGGCCGAGAGGCCCGAGCCAUCCAUACAGCCUCUACCCCCAAACUGACGGUAUCGAGUCAUCUGCGACUCCGGCACCGCCGAUCCCGCUUGGCUUCCACGGCCUCCCCGAUCAGUACCAGCGACGGAUUGGACCCGAGGGAGAAGAUGUUGCCGACAUCAUUGGCCCCGAUGGUCAUACGGAACAGCUACCCCCAUACACCAGGUACCCGGACGAGGCAUACCUCCGCAAGGCCGCUGCGGUGGAGGGCAUCCCUGAUGUUGUGCGUGGAGUGGCCACGCCCCUUUCUGCCGUCGUCACCGCACCUGCAUCCGCCGCUCUCACUAUCCCUGGGGCUGGAGGCAUUGGAUUGGCCACCAGGAAUCCGGAGUUUGAAUCGACAGAGGAUUUCGGCUCCCCGAGGUCGCGGCACUCGACGCGUAGCUUCGCCUCUGACGAUAGCGUACGGCGACUUAACACGGAUAUUGGGGAGAUCUCGGAGAAGAGAAAGCCACUGAAGAAAUGGCAAGUCUGGAUGACUCGAAAGGCUUGUCGUGUGGUUCCCUACUGGGCCUUGUGUCUGGCGGGGACCAUGCUGCUCAUUAUGACCGUAGUAUUAGGCGUUGUGAUUGGCGUCGUUCUGGAUAAGGAUGACAGACCGCCGCGCAAGAAGCCAGAUUGGGAACCCACAUUUGACGUCUCGCCCAUCCCUACGCCACCGCCGGACCUCCAGCCCCUCCCUACGGGAACUUUCGGCAUGCCGCUCAUGACAAACCGCGUGUCGAGCACGUGCUUCCAGGAUCCCACUCUAUCGCAAGCCUGGAAGUGCAAUCAGGUCAUCUCCGGCCUCCAGUUGGCCGUUCUCAAGCACGACCGUGACUAUCUAGCCUCCCUGGACUGCAACCAUUCACUCACAUUGAUGAACAACGUGUAUGCCUACGGGCAGCAGCCUCCGCUAAUACAGAAGUCCGUUGCCCUCGAGUUGGUGGAGGACAAAUUCGAACAGCACCGCGGGCCCGCCUGGUUCAAGGUCUUAUCGUACAACAAAACCGUCAUUUUGCCAGAAGGGCUGCUCAAUGCGUCCGGCAGCUCUCAGCAGCAGGCUCGCCACGUUGCGUCUAUCAGCGCUGGGAUAUCCAACUUCAAGCGCAAAGGGGUUGCCCAGCCGGGCGAGAAGCCUUGGAUUUGCAACUGGCCAAACACCUAUCUCGAGCUGUUCAUCUUCCCCCAGCAGAACUCGAGUUACUCGAACUGGCCCAACCUGACAGAGACGUUGGCGACAUCAUCCUCCACAGAGACGCCUUCGACAUCAUCCUCAACCACGUCAUCCACGACAUCAGGCCCAAGUCCGACGCCAACCUCUAGCGAAGGGUCGUACGGUGACGACCCAUUUCCCGACGGCGGAACUGAACAAUCGGCACCUGGAGGAAUCGACACUGUGUUCGCCACCGGCUUCCCAUCCGGCGGACACAAGAACAACUGGAUCCGAGGGGCGGGGCACUCACCAGAGUCCACGUCGUCGUGGUCGUCAACGGAAUCCACCACGACGUUCACGACAUCCACGAUCACCGAGACCUCGUCCUUCACCGCUACGACGCCAGGACCCUUCGGCCCGAUCGACACGGGCGACAGCGUGCCCCUCCCCCCACCGCCGUAUCCCAAGGUUGUCAAGCUGGAGGAGCGCCGUGUGUCGACGUCCGGCGCGCCCAUGGCGCAGUGCACGCAGGUGGAGAUCCAGGGUCCGGGCCAAGAGGCCAGGAUCGUGCGUCAUCACGAUGGGAGGCCCGUGGUCGUUGACCUGGUUGAGACAGAUACAUUCAUGCCGGGGCCGCUGCCGUCGACUAAGGACCUCACUAAGCGGUCCUCGUCCUCGUCGUCGUUCGCCGUUGAAGAGGAGAGGCUACAGGGGAUGGUUCUUCCCAGAGGAGGUGGCGGAGCACCUGUGCCGGAUAUCACUCCGUGUGGAUGCAUCUGGUAUCUGACGUAGCAUGUCAUUCUGGAGGCUUCGCUAUGUCUUCCUUUCGAAUGUGUGGGUAGUGGUUCGGGUUUCCGGAUUCGGGUAUCGGCAUCAAAAAAAAGAGUAUCGGCUGCAACCCCGUCUUAUUCGGGCUGUUUCGGAGUUAGGGGAGGUACUAUAUCCAUGAGAUCUUUGCACUUUUGGUGUGGCGUUUUGGGGGAUCAGAUAUAGGCCUGGGCGCAGGAGCAAUGGAGGAGGCUAUUAGUACCUAC